Messenger RNA from Pocillopora meandrina, 1648 nucleotides. The record is from the annotation of a GenBank genome assembly. Lineage: Eukaryota; Metazoa; Cnidaria; Anthozoa; Scleractinia; Pocilloporidae.
AUGUAUGUAGCUGAUAUGGAUGAGGUAAAAUCAGGGGAUGUAUUUUCCUCUAGUUAAUUACAAAACUUUCGUCAGAUAACUGAAUAUUUUUGUUUCUCCGCGCGUAUUAAUUAAAUAUUUUUUCCUUUGUCAGUCAUCUCAUUCUUAUUUCCUGGCUAAUUCUUUUUUUUUUUAAUUGUUACGGAUUUAAACCUGACUGUGUUGUUUAACAUUGCUCAGUUUUUCAGCAAUGGAAAAUUCAAAAUAAUUAUGUGUCUAUCAUCUGCCAAAACUUCAAAGGAGGUCGAACAUAAUACCGAAUAGUCAUCACUAGAUCUCCUUGGGCUGUAAUUCGUUUUUUUGUCCAAUGUUAUAUUUCCUCAAAGAAGAUCUUUGUAAUUGAAAAUAAAUUCAGAUAUAAGCGACAACCCUUUGAUUCUUAAAUAGUAAAAGAAAAUAUUUCGUGUCUUUCGUCAAUGGAGGCACAUUUCCCUUGCAGAGCAGCCAGGUGCAAGAACAAAACACAUCAUAGAAGUGCACUAGGUGAACCAGUAACAGGAAACAUAUGCUUUAAAUCUCAUGUAUGUGUUCUUGGGUUAGAAUUUUUUUUUUUCUGCGAUAGCUUUAUUUUAGACAGAAAACUGCAUCUGCCAGGGAAAUUCGACCAACACAGCUCUGGUCUAGUUUUAAACUAAAUUCCAAUAUGGGGAUCAGCAUGCACAAUAACUGUUCCAUAGCAGAACUCAAGAAUACUUGCCUCGAUCUCGCUGUAUUUCAGCAUCAAAACGUUUCACCACAAUUCAUCGUUUUCAUUUGCGCAAUUAACAUUAUACUGUUAAUAACAUCAGCAAUUGGAAAUACUUCGGUCAUCUUAGCAGUAUGGAAGACUUCUUCGCUUCGCUCUCCUUGGAUGGUUUUUCUCUCUGGACUCGCCACAACUGACUUCGCUGUUGCUGUCUUUGUUCAACCAUCAUUUGAAGCUUUCACUCUGAUGCUGCUUUUUUCAAACUCUGACAUAAAUGAGUGUUAUUUCGAAAUUAUAUUUGGCACUCUUUGCUACACGGUGUGCGCUGCUUCUUUGAUGACCGUUACAGCCAUCAGUGUAGAUAGGUUCUUAGCAAUUCAAUAUCCCUUGAGGUACUCCAGCAUCGUAACUGUUCCACGAGUCAUCUAUAUUACUGGUAUGAUCUGGUUAAUAAGUGGAUUUUUGGCAACCCUCUUACUAUGGGCAGGGAAAAGGGUUUUUCAGAUAGUCAUGACUUGUGGAAUAGCAUUUUGCCUUUCUAUGUGUACAAUUGUGCAUUUCCAAAUUUAUCAAAACGUUCGUCGACAUCAACGACAAAUCCAAGCACAAGUGCAGGCAGUACAAGAUGGGACUGGAUUACAGAUGGCGCGAUUUAAAAAAACAGCUGUCAACGCCUUUCUAGUUCAUUACUUUCUACUUUUCUGCUAUACUCCAGUGUUCAUAUCGAUAUUAUUAGCCAGAAAUCUUGAAAACAGGCCUGGUUUUGAUUCAUGGAAUGAGUUUUAUAGUCCAAUUGUGUGGAAUACAUCAGCAACUAUAGUGUUUAUGAAUUCGGCUUUCAAUCCAUUAAUCUAUUGUUGGCGGCUUCGAGAAAUGAGACUCUCUGUAAAAAGAACCUUAAGGAGGAUGGUAUGCAAGAAUUGA